Messenger RNA from Jatropha curcas, 3971 nucleotides. Its product is annotated as protein SEMI-ROLLED LEAF 2. Lineage: Eukaryota; Viridiplantae; Streptophyta; Magnoliopsida; Malpighiales; Euphorbiaceae. The record is from RefSeq and is a predicted model, not a curated record.
GAAAUCUCAAUCUUUGGUGCACACAAGGGAAGAGUAUAAAUAGGCAGAAAGAGGGAAAAAAAACAACUAAUACCCAAAAAGAAGAGAAGUUAUAAAAGCUAAAUUUUCAAUUCAAUUUCAGUUAUUUUUCAUUUUCAUUUUGAUAUUUUUUCCAUUGUGGAGGCACCUCGGUGAUCAAUUCUCUGCCAUUUUCCCGAGGCAAUCCACAAUCCACAAUCUACUAUCCGCAUUUCCCCUAAAUUUAUUUAUUUAUUUAUUUUAAAUCUGCCCAUCUCAAUUUUGUUAUUAAAUUUUGGAUAUGCAUACAUAUUCAUCUUUACAGGUUUUCAAGGGAGAAUUUUGGUUUUUUUCUCCUAUAUUUUCAGGGAAUUUUCUGGGUAUUUACGUAUAGGUUUUUGAAGGGUGUGGUAGUUAAUGCAUAAAGAAACAGAAAUAAAUUUUUUGUGGGUAUUGUAUAUAUUUAGAGGAAAUAAAGAUGAGCACGAUGUCGAGUCAAGUUAUGCCCGUUUGUGAUAUAUUAUGUUUCUUUUGCCCCGGAUUGCGUACGAGAUCGAGGCAGCCCAUCAAGCGCUACAAGAAAUUGCUUUCUGAUAUAUUCCCUCGAACUCCGGAUGAACAAGUAAAUGAUCGAAAGAUUGGUAAACUCUGUGAAUAUGCAGCUAGAAACCCUCUCCGUAUUCCAAAGAUCACGAGCUCUCUUGAGCAAAGGUGUUACAAGGAUUUGAGAACCGAGCAGUUUCAAUCUGUAAGAAUUGUUAUGUCUAUCUACAGGAAGUUGUUGGUUUCAUGUAAGGAGCAAAUGCCAUUGUUUGCUAGCAGCUUGCUUAGCAUCAUACACAUUCUACUAGAUCAAACUCGGCAUGAUGGUAUUCGCAUAUUAGGAUGCCAAACUCUAUUUGACUUUGUGAAUAAUCAGACAGAUGGUACUUAUGUGUUCAAUUUAGACGGCUUGAUUCCAAAACUUUGUCAUUUAGUUCAGGAAAUAGGAGAGCCGGGAAGGAUAGAAGACAUACGUACUGCUGGGCUUCAGGCUCUCUCAUCAAUGGUUUGGUUCAUGGGCGAAUUCUCUCAUAUUUCAGCAGAUUUUGAUACUGUGGUUUCGGUUGUCUUGGAUAAUUAUGAACCUCCAGACAAUAGUGCAGAUACAGAUGGUUUCCGGAGUGAAGGUGUUCAAGAUGAUUCUCUUUCAUCAGAUACCCUAAGAAGGAUUCCUUCUUGGAGGAAAAUCGUUAGUGAGCAAGGCGAUGUUAACAUAUCUCAAGAGGAUUUGAAGAAUCCUACAUUUUGGUCAAAGGUUUGCCUGCAUAACAUGGCACAGUUGGCAAAGGAAGCUACAACUGUCCGGCGUGUCCUUGAGUCACUGUUCCGCUAUUUUGAUGAUGGUGACCUCUGGUCUCCACAACAUGGUCUUGCUCUUUCUGUCCUGCUGGAUAUGCAGUUAGUAAUAGAGAAAACUGGACAAAAAACACACUUUGUAUUGUCCAUCUUAAUUAAGCACCUUGAUCACAAGAAUGUUCUUAAGAAGCCCAAUAUGCAACUAGACAUUGUCAAUGUUGCUACCAGCCUUGCUCAACAAACUAAGGUUCAACCAUCUGUGGCUAUAAUUGGUGCAUUGAGUGAUAUGAUGAGACACUUGCGGAAAAGCAUACACUGCUCACUUGAUGAUGCCAAACUGGGGACUGAGGUAAUUGAAUGGAACCGUAAAUUUCGAGUGGCAGUAGAUGGGUGCCUUGUGCAGAUAGCCUUCAAGGUUGGAGAUGCUGAUCCUAUUCUUGAUGUUAUGGCUGUGAUGUUGGAGAAUAUGCCAAGUAUUACUGUCAUGGCCAGAACCUUAAUUUCUGCUGUUUAUCGUACUGCUCAGAUAGUGGCGUCCCUGCCAAAUUUGACCUAUCAGAACAAGGCUUUUCCUGAGGCAUUAUUUCAUCAAUUACUUCUGGCUAUGGUCUAUGAUGACCAUGAAACCAGGGUGGGUGCACACCGCAUAUUUUCUAUUGUUCUUGUCCCAUCUUCUGUUUGCCCCCGUGGUCCUGCUGCUCCUACUGCUGCUGCUGUUGCCGCAUCUUUUACUGUCUCAGCUUCUGCUUCUGUUCCCAUUCCCAGUAGACCUACCAAUAUGCAAAGGAUGCUAUCAAGAACUGUAUCUGUGUUUUCUUCUUCAGCUGCUCUCUUCGAAAAAUUAAAAAAGGAAGAGAAUUCUUCCCAAGAAAAUAGUUGUGAAGAUAGAAAGGAAAAAAUUACACCUAACGAGGGUCCAACAGCUAAUAAUCCUUCCAUGCUCAAUAGGUUGAAGUCAAGUUACAGCCGAGCUUAUAGUGUGAAAAGGACUCAACAACCUGUGGCUGUGACUGUAACAGCAGAUGAGACACCCAUCAGCAAGUUGAACAAAGAACAGAUAAUAUCCCUUAGGUUGAGCAGUCGCCAGAUUACCCUCCUGCUUUCAUCUAUUUGGGCACAAUCCUUGUCUCCUUUAAAUACACCUGUGAACUAUGAAGCAAUUGCUCAUAGCUACAGCCUGGUGUUGCUAUUUGCCCGGACCAAGAACUCCAGCAAUGAGACUUUAAUUCGGAGUUUUCAACUAGCAUUUUCCUUAAGGGGCUUUGCUCUUGGAGGAGGGCCACUGCAGCCAUCACGUCGCCGUUCCCUCUUUAUCUUGUCAACAUCUAUGAUUAUCUUUUCAUCAAAAGCCUUCAACAUCCUGCCUCUCGUUUCAUGUGCUAGAGCUACAAUCACAGAUAAAACAGUCGAUCCAUUUCUAAAAUUGGUGGAUGAGUGCAAGUUACAGGCUGUUAUCAACCCAACAGGCCCGAGAAAGGUUUAUGGAUCUAAAGAAGACAAUGAGGAUGCUCUAAAGUCACUUGCAGCAAUAGAAAUAACAGACAGCCAAACAAAAGAAUCAUUUGCUAACAUGAUAGCAAAGUUUACUGGAAAAUCAUCAAAGCAAGACUCUGCCUUAAAGGAGCAGUUGCUUAAGGACUUUGUGCCAGAUGAUGUGUGUCCACUGGGAGCUGAUUUAUUCAUGGAGAUACUGGAAGAAAGGUCAGAGCCAGUAUCAGAACACAAAGGUUCUGAGAAGGCUGAGCCUCUACUAUUCUCAUUAGAAGAUAAUUUACCUAAUGCAACUGAAGGUCAAAAUAAUAGUGGUCUGCUGCUGGGACCAGAACUUCCGGUUCUUCUGAGUGUUGGGGAACUUCUAACCGCAGUUUCAGAAACAACUUAUCAAGUUGGAAGAUUUUCAGCCUCGACUCCAAAUGAUAUGCCUUACAAGGAAAUGGCUGGCCAGUGUGAGGCUCUUACAGCAGGAAAGCAGAAAAAGAUGUCUGAUUUAAUGAGUUCUCAAGAAAAGCAAGAAAAUAUGGUUAAAGUAUCUGCUUAUGAAUAUAACCAAGGGAAACAGAUGCCAUCCAAUUCUCAGUUUCAGCAGAGUGGAAACCCAUUCCUUGACGAAAAUUUCAAUACUCAAUUCAACCCUGCAUCCACUGGUUUAUUGCUUUGCGCAUCUGAGUUUCAGUAUCACCAGCAAUUUCAGUUACCAGCAUCAAGUCCCUAUGAUAACUUCCUAAGGGCCGCUGGUUGUUGAUUCUGUAAAAAUUAUAGCAGCUCUCACGAGUCUCAGACUCCGUAGUGGAGUUUAGUACAUAUAUUUUAUCUAUACAUAUAUAUACAUGCAUAGGCUCGAACUAUUGGUGGAUCAGCGAUUCAGCAUCGCCAUCUCGUGUUCAACAUCAGUUAAUGAAUGAAGCUUAAAUUCUAUGAAGGAGUUAAGCAUGAAGAUGAGAUGUUUUGUUCUUCCAUUCUUUUAUUCUUUCAUCUUUCUUUCACUUUUUGAAGGGAGGAUUUUUGCCUGUUCCUUCACUUGUAUAUAUAUAAAAUUUUCUGAGCAUUCUUUCGCUCGCUCCUUCAAAUUCUGCAAGGAGCUUGUAAAGUUUACAUAUGAUAUAUAUAAAAUUAUUAUUGAUAAAAGUGAGUUUGUA